Erythranthe guttata (spotted monkey flower) is the source of this 465-nucleotide messenger RNA. NCBI's taxonomy places the organism in Eukaryota, Viridiplantae, Streptophyta, Magnoliopsida, Lamiales, Phrymaceae. The record is from RefSeq and is a predicted model, not a curated record.
AUGGUUAUCGUGGGUUCAUGCAACGGUUUGAUCUGCGUUCUAGUCGACGCAUGUCGGUUUUUCUUGUUGAAUCCUUCGACAAGAGAGUCCGAGGAAUUGCCCGACUUCUUUACCGGAGCGAUGUUCCCGAAGAAUGUCGUUUCUAUUCGUGGAUACGGAUUUGGUUUCGAUGAGAGUAGCGGCGAUUACAAGGUUUGCGCCGUUUGUUAUAUGAUGUUUGUGUUUGGUUCAAACAUGACUUUUCCGAGUACCGCAAGAAUGUAUAGCUUAAAGGCCGAUUCUUGGGGACGUAAUUUGUUCUUUAAGGAUGUGUGUAUAUUUGGUUCAGCCAAGUUUGUGAGUGGGAAGUUACACUGGAUUAGUGAUUUUAAAACGAAGUCGAAAUGGGAUGAUGUUUGUUUCGAUUUGAAGAGUGAGACUUUUGGAAUCGUGAAACAAACUAGUUGUAUCAAGGGUUAUUACUAA